CUCCGGGUUGUCGAAGCUCCGUCGGGGAUGCAAUGAAGCGCGUCGGAGCUGCAGUGAAGCACCACGGAGCCCGUUAAAGCUUCAUUGGGGCUGCAAUGGAGCUCGGCCGGAGUUGCAAUGGAGCUUCGUCGGAGCCUUGGUGUUGCGUUCGAGCUCGCCGGAGUUGCAAUGGAGCUCCGCCGGAGCGUUGGUGCUGCAUUGGAGCGCAGUCGGGUUGCAAUGGAGCUCACCGGACGCCGUUGAUGCUUGGUUGGAGCUCCGCGGGGGCUGCACACUGGCGCUGCGCUGAAGCUGUCACGCUCACUACUGCCUGUUUUUGAUCCAACAACCCCUUGCACGCUGAUCGGACGGCUGAACAGGCGCCAUCUUUUAUAGGAGUAGAGAUUUGAUGAUGAAGGGAAAGAGAUUGGACAGAGGCUAUGUCCGUCUCCAUAUCCAGACAAUGUUUUCCUUUUGUUUGUUUUUUCAAAAACUUUUGUUUUAUUCAUCAUAAAUCAUGACACUAAAAUGAAUAUAAAAAAUAACAAAAAAUGCAUCUAGGUUCUUAGACCAACUAGUGAUGACUAUAAGGACUGAAGCAAGUCGAAGGCGUGCCGCCCCGUCAUCACCCCUCCCUCUCGUUGGAGCCAGGCAAAACUUGUUGUCGUAGACAGUCGAAAAGUCAUCAUGCUAAGACCCCAUAGGACCAGCGCACCAGAACAACAACUUCCGCCAUUGAAGAGUAGCGUUGAUCGGCAUGAUAUAACUUGAAGACACAUGAAUAUAGACAAACUACGACCAGAUCCGAGCAAAUCGACCAAGGAGAAAUCCGCUGGAGACACACCUUCACACGCUCACCGACGAUGCUAGACGCGCCACCUGGAUGGGCCUAGGCGGGGAGAAUCUUAUUCCAGCUUCAGGGAGGCGCCGUCAUCUCGUCUUCCCGAGCAGGACAAAAACCCCAACAAAACUAGAAGAAACACCUAAAAACAAAACCCUCCCGCCGACAAGGGUCAGGAUCCACCGCGUCACCAUGGCCCUAAGGCCACCGGUGACGAGGCGAACCAACGAAGUCACUCAUCACAAGCUGGCGCCAACCAGUGAAAGUUCAAGGCGAUUUCUCAGUAGCUACACUGAGUCACUCAUUUGUAUCAAGCAGAACCCAAAGGUAGACUUCAGCAAAGGAAAGAUGGUGGUGGACAUUGUUAGCAAGUUGUCAAAGCUGAGUACUGUGGCCAGGAAGGUGGGGGAGCAGGUGGAGGGACCCUGGUGUUUACCACCAUCCGGCUCAGAAAAGUUAAAUGUCGACGGGGCCUUCAAGCAAGAAGAAAGCAUGGGCGGCGCGGGCAUGCUUCUGCAAAACGAUACAGGGGCCAUUAUCUUUUCCUUGCGUAGAUUUCUACGGACGUGUGCAUCCCAGCUUGAUGCGGAGCUGGCGGCAUGCCGCGAAGGAGUGGAGCUGGCUAUCCAGCGAAGGACAAGUCUAUCAUCGUUGAGCUUUUGACUGUCUCCAGGCCUGCUGGAACCUGCGACGGAUAGGUCAGUGCUGGCGUUCCUGGUAGGAGAGACGAAACGCCUUUUGCAUGAGGGGAGAACCCAUAGGAUAGAGCACAUCCGCAAACGCAGCAAUGGCGCUGCGCAGAUGGGGAGUAUUGAUCAGCAUACUGCUGUUUGGCUUAAUUCAGGUCUUGAUGACCUUUUGUCUGCUAUGUCAAAAGAGUGUAAAACAAUUCCGAUUAAAUAAAGAGAACCCCUCGUUUGACCGGAAAAAAAAAAUACAAGUUUCCUUGGAUCAAAUAACUGCAAGGCUCGAUUAUAAACGUGUCGGGCCAGGCCCACACACGGGCCAGGCACGCGGGCUAUCGGGCUACCAAAAGAAAAGAAAAACACAUUUUUCCUGUCCUCCUCGCUAGCAGUGUAGCACACAGCGGGAUAGCCCUCAAUCUCUCUGAUUCCUCCCCAAAUCGGCCGCCGCCGGCGCCUCACUCUCUUCUCCACCCGCCGCCCCAACUACACCAGCAGCCGUCUCCCCCCACCCCCAAGCCAUGGCCGCCCCUGUUCCCCCGCCUGCGAAGAAGAGGAAGAAGGAGGGCCCGGCUCGUCUGGAAGACCCGCCGCUCCUUCCGGACGCAGGCUGGCCCGCCCUCCCGCCCGACCUCGUCCGCCGCGUCGCCGACUGCCUCCUGGCCACCAACGACCUCGACUGCUACAUGGACUACCGCGCCGUCUGCUCCGGCUGGCGCGCCGCUACCGAUGACCCCAGGACCAGGAGCGCCGCCUCAGAUCCCCGCUUCCGCCUGCGCCGCUGGAUCGUCCUCGACGACAUCUUCCACAGCCAAGGAGAAGCGAUGCUCCUGCUAAAUGCCGACACCGGCCGCUUCCUCCGCAAGAAGCUCCCGCCGCUCAGCGAUCACUCCAUCGUCGCCACCACUCGCAGCGGCUACUUCGUCCUGGCCAAGAAAAGCCCUCCUCACGCGGCCCGCGUCCUCAACCCUCUCACGGGCGUCGUCAUCCGUUUCGUAGCGCCCGUGGCCCCCGACGUGGGAUCCGCUGAUGUCGUCUUCAUUGGCAGCUCUUGGGUCAAGCUCACCUUGUUCUGCGACGCAUCUCGCAAGGUUUACUGGGCUGGCCACAACAGUAUUAGGUUCUUCGUCCAUGAGCCGAAGCAAGAAACUUACCGUUUCUUGCGGAAGACGACCUUAGGUGGUGUCUCCGCAGAUGAUACAAAAGACCCCAUGAAGUCCACUGCUAGUUUAUACAGUUUCUUGGUGGCAGUCGACAUCAUGUUUUUUCCAGUGGGUUUGGCUAGACAUAUGUUCGUCACUAAUGUAGAGGGAUCAAUCUAUGUUUUCAAAAACGAGAUAGGUAAGCUUGUGGCUUUGGACAGCAUCAACAACUAUGCCAUCUUCAUUGGUCACCAGAGGUCCCUGGCCAUCGAUGCUGACAAGUUCCCAGGCAUCGAGGCAAACUGUGUCUACUAUACCGACAUUCUGGGUUCAUCGGCUCAUAUCUGCAAGUGCAACAUCAAGGACAGAAAAGUAGAGAGGAUCUCUGAAGCUGCAGAGUUCGUGAAGCGGGGCAAACAGUUUGUCCUCGUCGCUGACCGUCCUUCGACGAUCAUCCACCUUCUCUCCAGCUACACCAUCAACAUCCCGGAGUCUCAACUGGCCUUGCAACAGAUUCAGUAAGAUGCUGGCAGGUCUUCGUUCAACUCGGGGGAUCUCGAUGACCAACCGACAACACUAUGCUUUUGCUAAGUAAUUGCUCCUAAUUAGUCUCUAGUCUUUUGCUUUGUUAUUUUCGAUAUGCCUUCGGGUAAGAAACAGGUUGAUCCUAGGUUAGAUCAACUUUAGUGGAACUACUGUUUGCUGUCUUACUCAGUACUCCUACUUGGUAUCAACCUAAUGCUUCUAUUGUGAUUGAUCA
Molecule: messenger RNA, 3405 nt
Organism: Aegilops tauschii subsp. strangulata
Lineage: Eukaryota; Viridiplantae; Streptophyta; Magnoliopsida; Poales; Poaceae
Source: RefSeq, a predicted model, not a curated record